GAACGCGCGCGGGCGGCGGGGAAGACAUUAUUAAUGAUAUCAUUGACGCCAUAUGCUGCCCUUCUUUCCCAGCCAGCCAAGUUCGACCGCUAGCGAGUCCUGGCCUAUUGUCCUGACUGAUGUGGAUUGGAUUAUUGCGACUGGUGAAGGAAAGAAAAUCAACAGGCUAUCCCAGUUCAAAACAGUUCCAGGUGGUAGCGUUGGAUGGUUUGCCUGCACCUAUUCUGAUGCACAACAGCCGGGAUAUGGCACACAUCAUGAUAAUUGGAAACCUCAAGUUUGAUUUUAAUCUUGUUACGUCUUGUUAGAUUCAGUAUUUGUGGCUUUCGGCGCGACCUUUCCUGUUGUAGCAGUAUUUUAAAAAAAUUUAGUUGUAUACAGAGGUAGAGGUUGAAAAGAAGAAAGUGUCUAAUUACG
This is a messenger RNA of Desarmillaria tabescens, 417 nucleotides long. RefSeq lists its product as uncharacterized. The record is from RefSeq and is a predicted model, not a curated record. The coding region runs from base 53 to 283 and encodes 76 amino acids. Lineage: Eukaryota; Fungi; Basidiomycota; Agaricomycetes; Agaricales; Physalacriaceae. The transcript is spliced from 4 exons.